Spirometra erinaceieuropaei is the source of this 225-nucleotide messenger RNA. The record is from the annotation of a GenBank genome assembly. NCBI's taxonomy places the organism in Eukaryota, Metazoa, Platyhelminthes, Cestoda, Diphyllobothriidea, Diphyllobothriidae.
AUGCAGCGAUUGGCCGAACACUUAAGAAGCGUCCUCAAGCGUCUCUCCACCAUCUCCGACGCCACCAUCGCUCUUCUGCCUCAAUUGGAGACCAACGCCGACCUCGAACUCCUGCCCCGUCUCCACGAAACCAUCAAGGUCAUGCAGCAGCUCUCCAGCGGGAAAGUGCCCGGAUCGGUCGAGAUCCCUGUUGAGAUCCACAGCGCGGUGGGUCCCAACUCGUAG